GCGCCGCCGUUCACGCUGCGGGUCUGGAGUCCUCGGUUGCUAGCUAACACAUUAGCCUUACCAUGACUUGACCGUAGUGCUUCAGGCUUCUCCGCCUCAUUCACCUGACCAGGCAGAGUGUGUAGGAGAGGAGGCCGCGCUGGCAUGCGUUUGGGCAGCAGCUUGAGGUGGCAGCUCUCCCGGGCCAUGCGACUAGCGCUGCGCUGGUGCCGUCCGCUCAGAGGAGGCCGAGGCGGGGAAAGCAAACCGUGGAUCAGAGGCAAGUGUCUGGAUCUGUGGACCUACAGCAGACUGCUGCUACGCUCCCUUUACUUCAACAGCCUCACUAACUCGGACACUCUGCUGGACUGUGCGUUUGAACCUGUCUACUGGAUUGUGGACAAUGUGACCCGCUGGUUUGGAGUGGUAUUUGUCACUCUGGUUAUAAUGUUGACCACCUCAGUCGUGGUCAUCGUCUACCUGUUCGUCAUACCCAUGAUCCUCAGCACCUACCCCGUGUACUGGAUCGUCUGGCACCUCUGCUGCGGCCACUGGCUUCUCAUCAUGGUGGUCUUUCAUUACUACAAGGCCACCACCACCUCCCCAGGACACCCACCCAAGGACAAAAUUAAUAUUCCCUCAGUGUCCAUCUGCAAGAAAUGCAUCUCUCCAAAACCAGCCAGGACGCACCACUGUAGCAUCUGCAACACGUGCGUGUUGAAGAUGGACCACCACUGUCCCUGGUUGAACAACUGUGUUGGUCAUUUCAACCACCGUUACUUCUUCUCCUUCUGCCUGUACAUGACGCUGGGCUGCAUCUACUGUAGCGUCAGCAGCAAGGACUUGUUUCUGGAAGCAUACAGUGCCAUAGAGAGAUACUAUCAGACCCCCCCACCCACUGAAGCCUACACUGAAACCACCGCUCAUAAGAGUGUCAUCUUCCUCUGGGUGCUGACCAGCUCGGUGGCGGUAGCUCUGGGAGGACUCACUCUGUGGCACAUGAUACUUAUCAGCAGAGGAGAGACCAGCGUGGAGCGCCACAUUAACAACAAAGAGACCAGAAGACUGAGGGAGCAGGGAAAGAUGUUUAGAAAUCCAUAUCACCAUGGUAACAUGAACAAUUGGAAAAUACUGCUUGGUGUGGAAAAAGGAAGUCACUGGUUCACACGGGUCCUCUUGCCGUCGAGCCAUCUUCCCACCGGAGACGGCAUCAUGUGGGACUACAUCUUCAGCAGAAGAGACCCCAUGGCCAUCUGACCCUCGUCCUUUAAUUUCAAACCAUAUCAGAAAGACUUGUGCAGCCUUAACAUGCAUUUAUACAACAAGCAAAGGGACUCCUCUGUAUCACUGUAGUGACCGUCCGGGGACACUAGAAGAGAAGCUUUACAUCAUCUGUUUUUACUGCUGCUUCACGACCGCCUCAAAAACAUCCAAAUAACCACAAGUGAUUCAUCUUCUUGGGAUGUGUCAUCUUUUCCCACCUACUGCCUGUCAGCGUUAAGACUUUCCCUCCAGCCGACGCCCACCUGUGACUGCAGCACUGUUGAUCACUCGGAGUGAGAAGAGAUGCUGCUGGCCAGUAUUGCUGUUCGGCUCAAACCUCUCUCUCGCUGGUGAGGACAUUAAAACCAUUUUUUUGUACUUUUUGACUGAAUUUUUUGAACCAACAGUAGAGCCUCUUGUGACCAGUGUGAGGGGACUUUAAGACUAGAGGACAGACAGAGUGGCUGUUUGUGAGCAACAAGCUUAUAGGGACAACAAGGUGCUAUGUGUUUGUAUUUUCACACGUCAACACAGCACAGUAAACCUGUACCUUAGUAUGAAUGGUAGGGACUUUCUUUGUUGUUGUGUUGUUGUAUUCUUACCUCUUUCAGAUCGGACUACAUUUCCCACACUCUACUGGCUUCUUUAUGCAGGUGUUUCCCUGUUGUUACCUGAAGCCCAACAUGUGUUUGAAUGCAUCAUUUACACUGAAGGACGAGCUUUGGUUCUGCAAAGAGUGGAGCAGAAUUGACUGGAUGAUGAAAGUUAAAAGAAAAAACAUCAUCUUCUGAGAGGUCUCAUUGAUCACAGCAUCCUGAUGAGCCAGAAGUCAUGUGCUCAUGGUUCAUGGAUUCAAAAAAUGCAGAGUUAUUGACACUGUAUUGAUCCCUGAUACGUGCCGAGUCAGGGAUGUGAGCGUGGACGCACUGCUCCUUUAAGAAGAGUUUUUUUUUUUUGUAUGUUUUCUACUGUAGUUCAUAUCUUUGUUUUUAAGUGUGUUACUUCUUAAUGGAGGUACAUACUUUCCAAAUAAUUAUUUUUUAUUUUGUCCUGUGAUCAUUUCUACAACGGAGUAUUAGAGCCACGUUAAAGAAAAUAAAUUACAAUUAAGAGAUUAAGAUUAAGUUGUACUAAUCAGAUAUUUACAGACCUCAAAGCAGAUCAUUACACAGAGAGUUCAAACUCAGUCAGUCUGUGUUACAGACUACACAAGGAAGGAUUUCCUUGCCCGACUAGGGAGGAGUUGGAAAUUAGCAAUAGCUUUAUACUCUUUAUGCAGCACAUCAGUUUCAUGAAUGUAUUGAAACUAUGUAAAAUUGCAUUGUCCCUUUUUAAAUAAAUAAAUUCAAUUACAUGGGAAACUUCACAAGAUGCUCCACGUUCCUCAUUUUUGAACGGUCGGCUGCUGAUAAACGAAGACUAAAGUAACAACUUUCAUCUCGUAAAUUAAGCCCACGACAUUAAUCUCGUAGAUUAUUAUUAGAGUUUAUUCUCGUAAAUGUAUUGCUACUUACUUUUUAUGUUUACGUCUUCACUCUGAAUGUGGCCCUAAUACUCCUUCAUACAUUUCUAAUAAUUGUCUUUUAAAGAUGCUUUCAGCUUUACUGCUCUGCAUGUUUCCUGUUGUUUUUGUUGUGUUCAGUGGAGGAGGAGAGAAACUAAAGAGCGUUAAACCAAGAACUUUAUUCACUUUAAUUUAUGAAUUCAAUCUUUCAUCACUUUUAAAUUGAGUGAAGAAAAAAAUGAACCCUCACAGAACUCGGUUUCUCUCCAAUCAGAACUCUUUGUGCCUUCUUUGGUUGUUCUGCUCUUGAAUUGAGGCGCUGUGAGUCAAUCAGGAACUGUGAGGUGUAAUUCAAGAUUUUUUUAAUCCACUUUCAUCUUUUCACCCCAACAUGUUUUUACUGAUUUCUUAAUAAUGGAUUACUUGGAUCUGUAGUUGCCAUAGAUACAUCACGAUCAGCUGUGGUAUCAUUUGUAAGCAAUGGGAGCUGUGCUCCACUUUUUCAUUUCCUGUGUCUUUUAAAAAAAGAAAUAAAACAUGUUUGAUAUUUAAA
Labrus bergylta (ballan wrasse) is the source of this 3299-nucleotide messenger RNA. RefSeq names its product zinc finger DHHC-type palmitoyltransferase 16b (gene zdhhc16b). NCBI's taxonomy places the organism in Eukaryota, Metazoa, Chordata, Actinopteri, Labriformes, Labridae. Gene Ontology annotation, molecular function: palmitoyltransferase activity. Gene Ontology annotation, cellular component: Golgi apparatus. The record is from RefSeq and is a predicted model, not a curated record. Gene Ontology annotation, biological process: protein palmitoylation.